GCUAGUGUUCCUGAUGCGAAGGAGCUGGAAGGCAGAAAGCAAAAUGAGCCAGACCCGGCGCCCCAGUCUCGCGACUUCUUCUGGGACUCGAUAACCCUCUACAUCGUCGGGACCAUCCUCGCUUUGACGGCCAUCGACGUCGUCUCCGAGUUUCUCCGUGGAUCUGACAUCAAGUGCUACCAGCCCAAUGAGACAGACUCUUCUUUUUCCUCGUCAGUUGAAAGUUACGUUAAUGAAUUCUGUAGUGGCUACCUGCCGCUGCUACAAUUCCUCCCGAGCGUUAUCGCCAUCCACGCCAUUGCCAUACUAGCCCCACACUUCGUUUGGUUCAAUGCCUAUGGCGCCGACCUUGACUUCUUCUUUAGACACGUCUAUAAACUGGAGCGGAACCGUCAGCAGGACACCGGAGACUACUCCCCGAGCAACUACAUCAUCUCGCAGCAGAUUGAUGAGGCGUUUUGCAAGUAUGGGAGGUCAAACGGCAUGUAUUGGUGGUACAUCUUCAAAAUACUCCUCCAACUGUUCCUUUGUCUAGUGGGCAUUUUCCUCGUCCCCCUCGUCAUAUUCAAACUGGAUGAACAGAAUGUGACAUUUCCGUGCCCCGCGAAUGAGCGUGAUGCGAGAGGUGACAGUUGGCCACUCCCCGAUCGAGAAAUCGUGAUAUGCGUCUUCUCCCCCAUGAAUUUGCUCCAAAAGAUUUGGGUCAUAUACCUCUUUCUCCUUGGACUUGCGGCCUUUUUCAUACUGAUAAAUUUGUGUCAGCUGAUGAAGUGGCACACAGCAGAGCUAGGACUCAAAGAUUAUGCCAAAUUCUCUUUUGAAACUGGAAUGUCUUAUCACUACUAUCACCCUCAAGUCGUAUCUAAAGUUUUUCCAAAAAAUUUCGCCGCAAUGUUUCAACAAAACAAUACUAAUAAAUGUCGAAGUGCAAUGAAUUUCUUGAGAUACCCUUUUUCUCCGUUCAACAUCCAGUCAAACUAUGAUUUCCUCAUGGUCAAGCUGUUUCGGACCGACGGAGGCUUGGCCUACAUCAUGAAGGAGCUUCAGGUGCUGAGGUUGCUACGACAGAUGAACAAAACGGACCUGUCAAAGCUGAACCUCUACAGGUUCAGAUCUGCAACCAGCAAUGGAGAUGACACAGGGUGGAAUCUUCCAGAGUUUGCAUCAAAUAGCCAUGCACCAGCACUGGAUGAGAAAGUGUUGGUAUUGCCCCAGACAUUCCGUGGGGUCGUCAUGGGUUCUGCUUUGAGAUGUGAAGGUGGCUAUGAAGACAGACCGCAAAUAGUCAGUUUUGCUAAAGACCGUGUAAAAUUAGCGGCUGCCCAGGUGGAUCUCGCUGGAAAACUUCAGACAGGAGGACAGGAUCGCAGGGAGGAGGAUCAGCAACACGAUGCUGAUCGGUUGCAGCAAACAGCUCACGAGUAUAAAUCUGAGGCGGAGCAGCUUAAAAAAUACAGAACCACUCUGAAGAAAAUGGAGGGGGAGCUGGGCCCCAAAAAGCAAGAACUGGAGGCAGUCAAAUCAACCCUGAAAGAAGCACUCGAGUUUGAAUCAGAUGCAAUAAAGGUGUCCCGAGAGAGUACCGUCGUACGGGGGCAAAGGAAAGUAAAGAUGACGAAUGUUGAGCAGCAGCAGUUGGACAAAGAAGGGGAGAUUGCUGCGGGGAAGGUAGCUGAGGCUGGGAAAGGAGGUGCUGGGGUUACAGGGGGAGCAGGACCUGGACAGUUGUCAUCAUCUCAUCUAUUGUCUGAGCUCACGGACACAGCAACUCAACUGCAACUGGAGGUGCUGCAGCUUGAGAAAAGUAUCCGAGAAGCUAGAGUGGUGCACGACACUCACAGAAAAGAGGAAGAUUCGCUCGUUGCAAGGUUGAAAACACUCCAAACCGACCAGCAGAUGCUGGCGUACAAACAGCAGGUUCUUGCCAGAGCACAGGGCAACAGCGAGCUACUGCGGGUUGCCCUGCAGAAUUCUGGGCCAACCCUCGUGAGUGCCCUGGUCAUAGGGUUUGACAUGGAAUCCGAGGGCCUCUCUAGUGCACUAGCAAGAAUCUUCAGGCGGGUGGGAUUCAUCAACUUCAGCUCUGACUAUGCUGACUACAAGAACCCAGUGAAGGUUGCCAGCAGAUCUCGCUACAUCUUCAAUGCUACUCUCCCUGCUGAUAUCCUCACAUGCGCUGGCUUGGAUGAUAACGAGCAACUCACAGUGUUGAUGGAGAUCUGGUACAAGAACUUCAAGCAGACCUCUCUGUCUGGAGACAGGAAGGUCUCCAAUUAUAUUGUGAUUGGUCCUGUCUCUGACAGCAUGCAUGUUGCGACAGUGAACAGAAUGCUGUCCAAUUACCAGGGCUACCUGUCACAUCAUGCUGUGAUCAUGACCCUUAAACCAGAGAGAGUUGGUGGGAAAGCUACAACGACCUUUUAAACACUUCACACCUCCAGAUGAUGGGUACGUUGAAAUUUCACGCAAUGUAAAGAUUGAAGGUGAUGCUCGAGAUUGGGAGGGAGCAUCUACUAGUGCUGACGGCGAUGUGUGCACUGAGAGUCCAUUCACAAUUGACCUGGGAACCACGGAAAUGGAGUUUUCUUUCAAGCUCUAUAGAGGCUCUCAUGUCUAGUUUAGUACUGUAACCAACGCUUAGUAUUAUCAGUAACGGAUUUUUUUGGAGCUUUUAAGGUAAAUAGUUGGUACUUUUCUUAGUUUUUGGUGCAUGUUCUUUGGCUGCCACCUGUAUAUUUCAUUGUGUAAAUAUUUUUGUACACUACUUGAAAUCCAUGCAAACUUUCAUAACAG
Messenger RNA from Geodia barretti, 2793 nucleotides. The record is from the annotation of a GenBank genome assembly. NCBI's taxonomy places the organism in Eukaryota, Metazoa, Porifera, Demospongiae, Tetractinellida, Geodiidae.